AUGCAAAACAUUUUAAUUUUGCUCAUAACUUCUGGUUGUUUUGCUGAAGGAUUGAUGAAUUCAAUUGCUUUUACGGGUGAAUGGAAUGAAACAGAAACGGCGAAUCUUACCGAUUUUUCAAUCGGAAAAACUUCAAUGCAACAGGAAUUACCGGAACUACUUUUCGUCUAUAUUAUAUGGAGACAUGGUGAUCGAGGUCCGUUAGCAAUAUAUCCGAAUGAUCCGCAUAAGGAAUCAGUAUGGCCUAAUGGAAUAGGUGAACUUACUGAGAUUGGUAUGCAACAGUUAUUUAAAGUUGGAACACGUCUCUAUCAACAAUACAUCAAUUGUACGCCUCCAUUCCUAUCACGAAAUUAUCAUAAUAGAGAGAUAUAUAUUCGAAGCACGGAUGUGAAUAGAACUAUUACAAGUGCGAUGGCAGUUUUAGCUGGUAUGUUUCCCAAUGGAAUUGCCGGAAAAGAUUAUCCUAGAGAAAGUGAUAAAAUAAAUUGGCCUCACGGCUGGGUACCAAUUCCCGUUCAUACGGUGGAACUCAAAUAUGAUCAUAUAGCUAAUCCAUUUCAUCACUGCACACGAGCACAAAUUUUGGAAAACGAGGGAUAUCAAAGCAAUGAUUUUCGUAACAUAAUAGUAAAAUACCAGGAUUUAUUAGCAUACUUAUCGAAUGUGACAGGCUAUCAAAAGUUUCAAUUAGACGAACGUCUCAAUUUCAUUUUGGAUAUCUUAACAGUUGAACGUUUUCAUAAUUUGAAACUGCCGGAAUGGUUUACAACAAAUAUUGAAAAAGAAAUGCAAAUUUUGCUCAGAGAAAUGCGAAAAUACCAAUUUGGAAAUGCAAAAUAUUUCGGAUCAAAUAGUAGACUAAUUCGAUUACGUGGUGGUGCCAUAUUGAAUGGUAUUGUUGAUAAGUUACGACGGAAAUGGGAAUGCCUGAAUAGUGACAGAACCAAAUGUGCUUGGUACAAACAUAUCAAAUUCUAUGGAUUAUCUGCUCACGAUGUAACAAUUUCCGCAUUAUUAGUUGCAUUGGGACCAAAUUUUGAAAAUAUGGAUAUCUAUAAUCCACAAUAUGGUGCUACCGUAUCUUUCGAGCUUUAUCAAUUCAAUAAUCAACCUUACAUUAAAGUUUGUUAUUUGAAUUAUCUAAUUGAGGAACUGUUGUAA
Cercopithifilaria johnstoni is the source of this 1164-nucleotide messenger RNA. Lineage: Eukaryota; Metazoa; Nematoda; Chromadorea; Rhabditida; Onchocercidae. The record is from the annotation of a GenBank genome assembly.